Molecule: messenger RNA, 2420 nt
Organism: Rhododendron vialii
Lineage: Eukaryota; Viridiplantae; Streptophyta; Magnoliopsida; Ericales; Ericaceae
Exons: 4
Coding region: 650-2299 (549 amino acids)
Source: RefSeq, a predicted model, not a curated record
ACCUAUACAAUUGGUAUUUUAUUACUGGAAUGCGAAACAGGCGUAAAUACAGGAAGUAGGGGGCCAUGCCACACCAAUGGACCACAGGAAAAACUCAAUCCAAGUUGCAUGAUUGGAGCCAGGACUGGUCCUCCUAUGCUUUUAUGUGUGUGGGCCAGUGCCACAAUAUCAUUACUCACUUCUUUUGUCAUAUUUUUUUCUUGACUGUAUCAUUUGUGUUAAAGGUACUGAAGUGACCAGUCAUGGCUCCAUGUGGAGCCGGCAGUGAUUGAGUUUGUGUGGUCAAUACAUGCAGCUGCAGUCUCUAUCUAUUGCGGACCCCCCUUCAUUUUGUUUUUCUCUCUUCCUAGUGCAUUAAAGUUCUGUCAAGUAAUGUGAUGCACAUGGAUAGUACAAUUGUUGGUCUGGCCAAACAGCUGGGUCUGCAUGUAUAGUAUCCGGUGAAUCAAUUGCUGUUGCAUAUGGAAUCCAAUGCUUCCCCUAUAUGAGCUUCUUCGUUAACAUGCUGGACAACUACUAUAUUUUCCUCGCCAAAAUUAUAUUCCAUUAUCAUGUACAAAAAGGUUAUGAAGAAUCACCUAUUGAGGAGUAAGGUUUGAAGAUCCAUUGUGUGUUGCAUUCAGCUCAUAUUUGCACCUUUUAGGGAGAUAUGGAUCCGUCAAGAGGAAGCUACUUCGGUAACAACGAAAAUAUUGGAGCCAACAAUUUCUGUGGAAUUUUUGGUGACGUCAGAAACUAUGACUAUGGAGAUUUGUACAACAAUGUAAACCAUGUUAACGCCACAAACUCGUCGAACGCGAACCCGGAGAUUUGGUCAGGAUUUGGUAGUGGAGCACCAUUGUGGAGUACGUCGAACGCAGGUCUCUUUUGUAAUGAAGAGACCGAAUAUGGGAGUCGUAACGGUGGGACAGGCCACGGUUAUUCGUCCAACCAGUGCGGUGGGUUUUGUAAUGAAGGUACUGAAGAUGGGGGUGAAUAUGGUGAAAGUGAAACGGAAGAGGAGGAUCCCAUGGAAACAGAUGAAAGUUUGUUGCUUGAAGAUGAAGAUGAUGUUCCUGAACAUGUUGCACACGCUGUAUACCAGAAAGAUGUGCAAUAUCUUGAUAUGCUUAAGAAUCACGCACUUCAAUACGUCCCAGUUGAGAUUGUGAGGAUACCGUACCAUACGUCUACGCACAACGGUUUUGAUUGGGUGAUGUCCGUCUUAACUUGCCCAAAUCCUAGAAGGUGUCCUGAGAACUUCUCCAUGACAAGCGACAUUUUCGUGAAGCUAUGCGAGGAAUUGGUUUACAAAUACGGCUUCCACACAAUACGAAGAGAUGCAAUCGGAAUUUUUGAGAGCCUGGCAAUGUUUUUAUGCAUAUUGCGUGGAUGCUCCUUAAAACUCGUGGGGGAGUUAUUAAACCGUGGGCAGUCUAGUUGUUCGAGACAAAUUAAUAAAGUCUUGCUUUGUGUGACGCGUAUGGCGAAACAAGAAAUUCAACCACACAACAAUCACCCACAUUCUUACUUGUCACGUAGACCUCAGUAUAGACAUUUCAUGGAUUGCAUCGGGGCGAUGGAUGGUACGCAUGUACUUUGCAACCCUCCGCCGAAAGAUGCCAAAAAGUAUUUUGGACGCAAGGGUGGCCACACGAUGAACAUCAUAGCCAUUUGCGAUUUUGAUCUCUGCUUCACAUUUGUCUCAGCGGGAUGGGAGGGAUCAAUGCACGAUUACCAAGUUUUCAGGGAAUGUGUUUACGGUAGGGGCAGACAUAUGUUUCCCCAUCCGCCAGACGGUAAAUAUUACUUGGUGGACGGUGGCUAUCCCAAUGAUAACGGAUAUCUCUCACCAUACAAAGGGUACACGUACCACUUAGAAGACUUUAGGCGUGGAAGAAAACGGCAAAUGGAUCCGUACGAAUACUUUAAUAGGUGGCACUCAUCACUUCGUUCUGCAAUUGAGCGGGCAUUUGGGGUGUGGAAAAGUAGGUGGAGAAUGAUGAAGGAGACCUCAACCUAUCCACUUCGCAUUCAUAAGCUGUUUGUUAUUGCUUCCAUGGCAAUACACAACUUUAUUGGACGAAAUUCUCUCCACGAUGACGAAUUUGCAGAAGCGAUCGCGAAGGACGAGAGGUACGAGUACCAGGAUCUGGAAGACAUUGAUCCCGAUUUUGCUGCGCAGGAGGACAUUGAAGGUUUCAUAUAUCCACGAACGGCAAAUAGUUGCGACAUGGAAAGAGUGCGGCAUGGCAUAAUGACAGCCUUGCAACACGAUCGGGAAAGUUCUGAACAACCACAACGUCGACGAAGAAAUUAGACCCGAUCUAUUCGAAUUACCUAAUGUAUAAUGAACACUCCUGUACUUGGGGUUCUACUAUCAUUUCUACCAUUGCCUAGGAAAUGCUAUGGUCACGCAAUUUUUUUCUGCUUGAUACUCA